Exophiala oligosperma is the source of this 1512-nucleotide messenger RNA. RefSeq lists its product as uncharacterized. Bases 44 to 1333 code for a protein of 429 amino acids. The transcript has a single exon. Gene Ontology annotation, molecular function: oxidoreductase activity. The record is from RefSeq and is a predicted model, not a curated record. Lineage: Eukaryota; Fungi; Ascomycota; Eurotiomycetes; Chaetothyriales; Herpotrichiellaceae.
CUGUACUCUGUAACUACAGUAGACGAUCUGCAGCGAGCGUUCGAUGUUUGCAAGGUGCUCAACGAGGGCACCGAGCAAUUUGAACCAUGCUAUCACUGCUCAGCCACCUGCCCUGAGGAUCGUCACACGCUUCAAGUCCACGACACCAGAAGGAACUCAGUCUCCGGACCCGCAAAGUCGACCGCCGAAAUCUCGCCUCUCGAAACGAAGCGUCUUUGUGGCAGCAUGGACGGCCCUGGGUGUAGUUGCCGGGUGGCAGAUUUACAAUUACAACAAGUCCAGGCGUGACUCUUUCGUUGCGUACACGUUGGUUUCCAAGGAACCCGUGUCGUCGACGGCCAGCAUAUUCCACCUCGAACCCAAACAAGCCUAUUCGAGUUUCGGACUGUACAAGGAUGCGUGGCGGAAGGGCAUCUGGAACGUCGACUUCAAACAGCCUCAACUUCAGAUCGUCAGGGCCUACACUCCUCUCCCGCCCGUCGAUGUAGCCGCGACCGGUCCAGGUUCAGAGGGGGGGAAAGAGGAGAAAAAGGACGAAUUACGCUUCCUCAUCCGCAAGGAUCCCCACGGCGAGGUGUCGAGUUACCUACACAAACUCCCCGUCGGGGCCGAGAUUGAGAUGCGUGGACCGAAUCUGGAAUACGAGUUGACUCCGGACGUGCGACAAAUUGUCUUUUUUGCGGGAGGUACCGGUAUCGCUCCGGCUCUCCAGGUUGCGCAUGCACUGUUUGAGGGACACAAGGACAGUACCGCCAGUGACAGUAACAGUGACAGUGUUGGUCGGGGUUCUACCACCAAGAGCCUACAUAUUCUCUGGGCGAGCAGGAUGCGCGAAGACUGUGUGGGCGGAGUGAGCGACCCGCCACCGGCUUCAGAGGCCGUGAUGCCACCCAAACCGACAUGGUCGGGUUUCUUCUCUUCGCGGCCAAAGCCGAGGGUCACGUCGUCGCCGACCCAAUCUUCGGGGACGGACAAAAGGGUUGCCAUCGUCGAGGAGUUGGACACUCUCAAACGAAAGUACCCUGGUCAAGUGACCGUGGAGUAUUUCGUCAACGCCGAGGAUACUUGGAUCGACGAGGACGCCGUCUUCAGGGCCCUUUCGCGAUUCGAUGACAAGGAGUUCAGCAAAGGUUCGACCGCCUCGACAGCGUCGGGCCACCGACAGAGACAGAGUGAGAGACAGAUUUUGAUUUCUGGGCCGCCUGGAUUCAUCUCGUACCUCGCUGGGCCCAAGGAGUGGAGAAACGGGAGGGAAGAGCAAGGUCCGGUGAGCAGGAUCAUCGCACAUGCCAUUGCGAAGAACCCGCACGAUGUUACUGUUUGGAAGAUUUGAAAACGAGAUCCGGUAAAAUCGUUUUAGAACAGCCACAGUCUGUGUACACAGCCGAAAAAGAACGGUAAACGUCGGUGCCAUGGUGCAAUGACUUGGCAUACAUGAAUAUUUGAAAUGUAUAAUGAUGUACGAAUACAGUAAAAAUCAUCUGAGACGAAAAGAAAUCAUCAACAGCGUAU